UGUGAGGACGUCUGCCGAAGGGAGCAUGUGUGCGCCAUACAGCACGUGGAGUUCGACACUUACGCCACCUGCUUGCAUGGUCUUGGUGCCAACCUGGUACCUGGUUUCCUGCUCAUACUGACUCUGCUGACGAGCCUACACGUAUUGGAGGUGCUAUGACUGUAGGCACUGCCAGCCUACCCUCUUACUUGGUUCGUCUUUCUCCCUGGUAAAACUGGGCAACAUUACCCAAUGGAGAGAGAGGGAGAUGAAUUUUGCCAUCAGUCUGUGGAGAGUAAGGUGGGAUGGGACAUUUGGAUUCACCAGAGAGGGCGCUAAGAAGCACAUUUCUUCUGAGUUUUAUGUUUUAUCCACAGAGCUUGUUUGCGGUACAUGUCUUGGUGCAUUAUUCCCUUUAAUACAAACAUCAAACUAUCAUGCACUUGAUCGCCACAGUAAAGUGAACCCGCAGGAAGAUGGGCCCUGGAGAGUCUGUGCUUUUGAGUCCCUGCUCAAGGUCUAAAACUGGGAACCCACGUGGUCUGCAAAAUCCCUUGGUACUUUUAAAUAAAAGACUUUUCUGAUUUGGUUUCGCAACAGUGCAACCGUGAGGGAUCACAGCUGCGACCCAGACACUAGUCUUGUGGCCACUCUUGUUAACUAGAGCCUCAAAAGGCAGAAUCCAAACCAGUAGAGGCAGGGCUCAAGACAGGGAGGGCUGGGGGCGGGGUCUGGGCGGUGGGACCGCCUAGGGGGCGGAGUCGUGGACUCGCUCCUCCCCGGACGGGGCGAGAUGGGGAAGUUCCGCCCAGCAGCCCGGCCUCUGGGAGGACUGCCCCACCCCCUUCCUGCCGGACUAGCCGGGCUGGAGGGCAGAUCCGCGGUUGUGAGGUUGCCUGGAGGGCCAUGCCUCUGUCCGUGCACCCCCAAGUGGCCUUAGACGUGGUCAUAGGUCUGGUGAGUACCUUGUCUUUCCUGUUGGACCUGGUCGCCGACCUGUGGGCCGUCGUCCAGUACGUGCUCGUUGGCCGUUACCUGUGGGCCGCGCUGGUAGUGGUGCUGCUGGGCCAAGCCUCGGUGCUGCUGCAGCUCUUCAGCUGGCUCUGGCUGACAGCUGACCCCACCGAGCUGCACCAGUUGCAGCCCUCGCGUCGUUUCCUGGCUCUGCUGCACCUGCUGCAGCUCGGCUACCUGUAUAGGUGCCUGCACGGAAUGCGGCAGGGACUGUCCAUGUGCUGCCAGGAGGUACCGUCUGAAUGUGACCUGGCCUAUGCUGACUUCCUCUCCCUGGACAUCAGCAUGCUGCGGCUUUUUGAGAGCUUCUUGGAGGCGACCCCACAGCUCACGCUGGUGCUGGCCAUCGUGUUGCAGAGUGGAAAUGCCGAAUACUACCAGUGGUUUGGCAUCAGCUCAUCCUUUCUGGGCAUCUCGUGGGCAUUGCUGGACUACCAUCGGUCCUUGCGCACCUGCCUCCCCUCCAAGCCGCGCCUGGGCUGGUGCUCCUCUGCGGUCUACUUCCUGUGGAACCUGCUGCUGUUGGGGCCCCGGAUCUGUGCCAUCGCCACGUUCUCGGUCGUCUUUCCCUACUGCUUGGCCCUGCAUUUCCUCAGCCUGUGGCUGGUGCUGUUGUACUGGGUCUGGCUUCAAGACACGAAGUUUAUGCCAAACUCUAAUGGCGAGUGGCUAUACCGGGUGACGGUGGCGCUCAUCCUUUAUUUCUCCUGGUUCAAUGUGUCUGGGGGUCGCACUCGAGGCCGGGCCACUAUCCACCUGGGCUUCAUCCUCAGUGACAGUGUUCUGCUUGUCACCACCUCCUGGGUGACAGAUAGUACCUGGUUGCCCGGUGGGGUCUUAUUGUGGGCGGCUUUAGGCGGCGCCUGCUUCUCCCUGGGACUGGUUUUGCGUAUGAUCUACUACCUCCGGCUGCACCCUAGCUGCAGCUGGGAACCCGACUUUGUGGAUGGGACCCUAAGACUCCUCCCUCCCGAGCGUCCUCCAAAGCUGAUUUAUAACAGGCGUGCCACUCGGUUAGCACAGAACUUCUUUGCCAAGCUCAAAACCCAGGCCGCCCUGCCACAGGCGGUACAGCUGAACGGAGUCCUCUGAGGCAGGGUCUGAUUCAGCCAGUGAGGAAGAUGAGGAGAGUGGGGCCUUGCAAGGGACAAGGGGGCCAAUCAUGUGCAAGCCAGUUUUUUUCCUCUCCAACCGAUAGAGCUUCCAUUGCCAAAUCUUCAGUUGUUACCACUUUCACCUCUCACGUGAUUGGUGGCGUCCUGGUUCCUGGUUCCCUAGCCUGCUCUAGAUGACAGACUCUGGGGGAUGUUCUCGAGAACUCUUCCCUAACCUAUCCCAUCCAUUCACUUCCCCCAACAAAUGCACUGAUGUUCUGGGAGCAUCAUCCUGACUUCUGAACUGGCUGCCACCCUAGCUUCUUUCCCUGCCCACCUGGACAAAUCCUCCGUAGACUCUUGAAGAGCGGAGGGAGGCCAGAGAUGCCCCUCCAGUGUCCUGACGUUCAGGCUCUUAGGCCACCUUACACCAAGUGCCUUAUGGACCUGUGGCCUAGGCCAUGUGAUGCCCACCAAGUAUUUUUCAUUCUCCUACCUCAGUCUGUGUGAAAGAAGAACAUGUGUGCAUGUGUUUAACAGUAUUAAAACCUCACGAGAGUCUCCAAA
This is a messenger RNA of Rattus norvegicus (Norway rat), 2654 nucleotides long. It is a transcript of the gene Xkr8, whose product is annotated as XK related 8. Gene Ontology annotation, cellular component: plasma membrane; membrane. The transcript is spliced from 3 exons. The coding region runs from base 886 to 2085 and encodes 399 amino acids. The record is from RefSeq and is marked provisional. NCBI's taxonomy places the organism in Eukaryota, Metazoa, Chordata, Mammalia, Rodentia, Muridae.